AGAUAAUCACCGAUUUCAGGAAGAAACCUCGCUCAUCAAAGGGACUGAGGUGGAGAGGGCUGACAGCUACAAAAUCCUGGGACUGCAGGUCACAUCAUACCUGAGCUGGAUGCUCAACACCACAGCCACUGUGGGAAAAAAGCCCAGGUAAGGCUUUAUUUUCCUGAACCACAUCAGUAUUUGCGUUCCAAAGGUGUGGCUAAGGACAUAACUGAAAAACUGGUUGAACACGCCAACCACAGUCGUGGGUUUGUAUCAAAUAAAAGUUUCAUCGAGGAUGACCCAUUAUCUGUCAGUCACAGAACGGGGGAAGAGGACUCACUGAAUGCUGCAGCGUCUCACUUCAUCAAGGUGAAUCAUGCUCCUCACAGUCGGUCAGACGACUUCCAUGCGCAUGUUUGUCUUCAGCUGCAUCAUGGUGUUGUGUUUCGCUGGACUUUUCUUCAUGUAUUACAAGCCUGAUGUCAACUUCCCCACUUUUGCCGUUCACACGGAGAGAGGUGACCACUCUUGUCAGUGUCCAGUGGACGCAGUGGAGCAGAGAUCAAACCCCAACUGUUCUUCAGAGCCGCAGAUCGCCCCAACUGACGUCCAGAAGAUCCAGGAGGACACUGAGCCCGACACUGUUGUCUUGGUCUGGUUCUGGCCGUUUGGUGCUAGGUUUGAUCUCAAGUGCGACAGACACAAUUUCAAAAGAUGCGUCUUGACGGCGAACAAGUCACGCUAUGAUGAAGCCCAUGGUGUUCUCAUCCACCACAGGGACAUCAGAUGGGGCAACUUGCCAAAAAAUCCUCGUCCCUGGUUCCAGAAGUGGGUGUGGUUUAACAUGGAGUCACCAACAAACUCACAGCAAGUAUCUCACAUUGAUGAAUUAUUCAACUUGACCUGCAGUUAUCACCUGGAUUCAAACAUCUCUGUGCCUUAUGGACAUUUGGAGCCACGAGCAUCUGGAGAGGAGACUUUCCAAGUGCCACCAAAGGACAAGCUGGUCUGUUGGAUUGUGAGCCACUGGAAUGAGCGAUUCAGAAGAGUUCAGUUCUACAAUGAAUUGAAAAAACAUGUGAAUAUAACUGUUUAUGGACGAGCUUUUAGACAACGAAUCGAUCGUAAAGAAUAUAAUCACAUUGUACCCAGUUGUAAAUUUUACCUGGCCUUUGAAAACUCUGUGCACAAAGACUACAUUUCAGAGAAGUUCUUCAACGCUAUGAACUUAGGAACUGUACCCGUUACUCUGGGCCCUCCGAGGCAAAACUAUGAGGACAAUGUCCCAGGUGAUUCUUUCAUUCAUGUCGAUGACUUCCCCACAGCAAAGCAGCUGGCAGACAGGCUACUUUACCUCGACCGAAAUGAUACUGAAUAUAUGAAAUACUUUGAAUGGACAAAAAAGUAUAAAGUUGAAAGGGCAGUAUUUGGUACAACACACGCCUGCAAAACAUGCGCUUACCUACAACAACACAGAGGGUACCAAGCUUUUCUAACGCUUAAAAAGUGGCACUGGGGUUAACCCGUAGUGCACCCAUGAUAAAUUGCCUUGGCAAUAAUAUACAACUCCUGGACAUCCUGGGGGGUGUGUUUGUGGGUCACAUAUUCAGGCUUUAAAAAAAUGUGUGUGUGUGGGGUUCACCUUCUUAUGUGUUUGUCGAGUCAAAGUUAUGAUUCAUUUUAUAUAAAGCGGCAAUAAUUGUGCAGAA
Molecule: messenger RNA, 1691 nt
Organism: Solea senegalensis (Senegalese sole)
Lineage: Eukaryota; Metazoa; Chordata; Actinopteri; Pleuronectiformes; Soleidae
Product: 4-galactosyl-N-acetylglucosaminide 3-alpha-L-fucosyltransferase 9-like
Exons: 2
Coding region: 359-1504 (381 amino acids)
Cellular component (GO): membrane
Molecular function (GO): alpha-(1->3)-fucosyltransferase activity
Source: RefSeq, a predicted model, not a curated record